AUGAAGCUCGAUCCCAAAGCGAUUCGAUAUCUCACUUCCGAGGAUUUCCGCGUUCUCACUGCGGUCGAAACUGGAAGUAGAAAUCAUGAAGUCGUACCGACGCCCUUGAUCGUACAGCUCUCAGGCCUCCGGGGCGGCAGUGGAGUCCAUCGGUCUAUCUCCAACCUGGCUAAGACUAAUUUGAUCGCGAAAGUGAAGAAUGCAAAAUAUGAUGGCUACCGGCUCACUUACGGAGGUCUCGACUACCUGGCGCUGAACGCUCACCAGAAGCAGAAAUGUAUCUACUCCGUCGGAAACCAGAUCGGUGUCGGGAAAGAGUCAGAUAUCGUCGUUGUCGCGAAUAGUAAGGGAACACAAUGCAUCUUGAAGAUCCAUCGCCUGGGCCGCAUUUCCUUCCGAACAGUCAAGACCAACAGAGACUACCUGCGCAAUCGGAGUACAGGUUCAUGGAUGUACAUGUCGAGGUUGGCGGCGAUGAAGGAGUUUGCUUUUAUGAAGGCUCUUCGAGAGAACGGGUUCUCAGUACCCGAACCUAUUGCGCAGAACAGACACACGAUCGUCAUGAGCUUGAUCGACGCAUUCCCGCUACGACAGAUUUCGAGAGUCCCCAAGCCUGCGUUAUUGUAUUCGGAGCUUAUGGGUACGAUCAUGGAGCUUGCUCGGUUUGGCCUUAUUCACGGUGACUACAACGAGUUCAAUAUCUUGAUCAAAGAAGAAGAGGAUCCCGAUGCGAAGGGGAAAGUUCCUGCUGAUGCGGAGAACGAUGAGAAUAUCCGGCUGGUUCCGGUCAUUAUCGAUUUCCCGCAGAUGGUGUCAGUCGAUCAUCCAAACGCGGAGAUGUAUUUUGACCGUGACGUGAAUUGCAUCAAGCGCUAUUUCCAACGAAAGUUCCAUUUUGUUAGCGAUGAGCCGGGCCCUUCCUUCGCGGACGCUAAGAAGCAGCUCUUGAAGAACCCUGGGAAGCGGUUGGAUGUCGAGGUAGAAGCGUCUGGUUUCUCGAGGAAGAUGGCUCGCGAGCUGGAAGCCUACAUGAAGGAAGUCGGCGCAAAUGGGGAUGGCGACGAGUCGAAAGAAGGUGGAGACAGCGACGAGGAGGACGAACAGUCAGGAUCGGAAUCACAGGAAGAGCAUGAGCAUGACGACAACGAUCAGGAACGACCGUCUGAUUCUGUAACUGAUGAGAUUAGUGAGAGUUCUCGGAGAUUGGGAGAACUGCAUGUAUCAGAGGCGUCUGAAGGGCGGUAG
Aspergillus viridinutans is the source of this 1245-nucleotide messenger RNA. Its product is annotated as protein kinase RIO2. Bases 1 to 1245 code for a protein of 414 amino acids. Gene Ontology annotation, cellular component: cytosol; nucleus; preribosome, small subunit precursor. Lineage: Eukaryota; Fungi; Ascomycota; Eurotiomycetes; Eurotiales; Aspergillaceae. Gene Ontology annotation, biological process: protein phosphorylation; maturation of SSU-rRNA. Gene Ontology annotation, molecular function: protein serine/threonine kinase activity; ATP binding. The record is from RefSeq and is a predicted model, not a curated record. The transcript has 3 exons.